This is a messenger RNA of Pistacia vera, 1782 nucleotides long. Its product is annotated as phosphatidylinositol:ceramide inositolphosphotransferase 3. Gene Ontology annotation, cellular component: Golgi membrane; endoplasmic reticulum membrane; trans-Golgi network. The transcript has 11 exons. Bases 464 to 1324 code for a protein of 286 amino acids. Gene Ontology annotation, molecular function: ceramide cholinephosphotransferase activity; sphingomyelin synthase activity; inositol phosphoceramide synthase activity. Lineage: Eukaryota; Viridiplantae; Streptophyta; Magnoliopsida; Sapindales; Anacardiaceae. Gene Ontology annotation, biological process: ceramide biosynthetic process. The record is from RefSeq and is a predicted model, not a curated record.
CAUCAAUCCAACGGUAAGUAUCCUAUCAUCGCAAGAUACUUUUCUUAUUCUCGCUCUAUGCAAUCACUUCCCCGACAUAAUUACAAAACCCUAAUCCUAAACCCUGAAAUAAUUAUUCAACUAAUAUUAUAUUAUUUACACACAAAACCUUUUGUUAAAUCAUUCGAGAUUUUUAAACUCUCAUCUCAACUGCCUCCUUAACAAACACAAAAACGACGGCGUUUGCUUUUGAAUUACAAAUCAAACCGAAAGCGUAUUUCAUUUGCUCUCAUCUUUGAUCACGUCGUUGAAUUAAUAUUAUACUGGAGGAUUCGAUUUCGAUUUCCGAGUCGAAUUCGAAUUCGUAUUUUUAGCGGUUUAUGUGGAGACAAAAUAAUAUAAACUCGAUGAAGCAUUGUUUUUUUGAAUUUUAUGUUUUUGUUUUGAUUGAUGUCGAAGUCAUACCUUAAACUCGGAUUCUGCAAUGCUGGUUUACUUUGAUCGUGAGGCUCCUAAGCUAUGGAGGAAGAUGUGUGCAGAAGCGACUGUAGAGGUUUCGCUUCUUGCAGAAAAUUGGAAGAUUAUUCUAGCUGGACUUAUCUUUCAGUACAUUCAUGGAUUGGCUGCUCAUGGAGUUCAUUACAUACAUCGGCCAGGACCACUGCUGCAGGAUUCUGGAUACCUUCUUCUUCCUGAACUUGGUCAAGAUAAAUCUUAUAUCAGUGAGACUGUAUUCAGCUUCAUGUUUGGUUCCUUUGUUUUGUGGACUCUUCAUCCAUUCCUUUUCCAGAGAAAAAGGAUAUAUACAGUUCUGAUAUGGUGCAGGGUCUUUAUUUAUCUAGUUGUUUCCCAGAUACUUCGGAUAGUUACAUUCUAUUCAACUCAGCUUCCUGGUCCAAAUUAUCAUUGCCGUGAGGGGUCAAAAUUUGCUAGACUUCCUCAUCCAGAGAAUGCACUUGAUGUGCUCUUUAUUAAUUUUCCCAGUGGAUUAAUGUAUGGCUGUGGUGAUUUGAUUUUUUCUUCCCACAUGAUUUUCACCUUGAUAUUUGUGCGUACAUAUCACAAAUAUGGCACAAAAAGGUACAUCAAGCAGUUUGCUUGGUUGCUUGCUGUGAUUCAGAGCUUCCUGAUUAUAGCAUCUCGCAAGCACUACACGGUUGACAUCGUUGUUGGAUGGUAUACUGUAAAUUUGGUAGCAUUUUUUGUUGACAAAAAGCUGCCAGAAUUGCCUGACCGAUCCUCAGCGCUGUCACUACUACCUUUGAGCACCCGAGAAAAGGAUGGGAAGAACAAAGAUGAACACCAUAGAUUACUUAACGGGAUUUCUGGUGCCAAUGCAAAUUGAGCAUGAGUUAGCGUCAAAUCCCAAUCGCCUUGUCAUCAUUAUCUGCGAGAUGCUUUCCUUGAGACAUCUGGAGAACGUUAAAUACUGUCUAUACCUACGUAGAAUACAAGUGAAUUAGGAACACAGCUUAAAAUUAGGAACAUAGUCAGGGAUAAGUAGUACUUAGACGCAGCACAAGCUGAAGAUAGCUGUGCUGUUGCUGCGGGGUUGGACUUGUGGCAAAAUCUCAAGUGCAUUCUCAACUUAAUAAGUCGGGUAAACCUCAUUUGUAUUUUCCUCUCUUUAUUAGAGAUAGAAUGAAAUGUCUUAUAGUUUCGCUUUUUUUUUUUUUUUAAUUCUUGUUUUAUUUACUUAUAUGCUUAACCUUGGAGUCAUGGAAAAUGGAAAAUAUUUGAUAGAAGGUUGUCCAACGGUAAGAACGAACCUAAGGGGCUGUGCAUGACUUCAACAUAUGGUCU